AUGUCGGACGAGGCGGCCACUGAGACAGUCACUCGUACCGACGCAAUCGACGGCCCGAGCGUGUCUCCGAACGUGACUACCGACGAUGCCACGUCACGUACGUGUCUUCUAGGCGCCACUAACAAGACGCAUGACCUCACGCAGCAUCACGAGCGACACCGUGAGAAGGCGCGGCUGGAGCAGCGUGGAAGCGCAUCAUUGAGCGUGGAGAGUAGCCGCACGAUGCAGGAGGAGACAGCAACGGCCCCACCGUCGGCUGAACGCGCAGGGAUGCACGCUGUUGAUCGAGCUCAAGAGGCCAAGCUCGCACUUGCUCAAUGGCUUAGACAAGAGCAGCUUCCGAUGGACCUGUUCGAUACGUCCAGUUUCCACGACCUCGUUGCGACACUGGACGAGCAGUUUGGUUUGCCAAAGAGAGAAGAAUUGCGGUUAUUGCUGCAAACAUGCGCGACACGCGCAGAUGGGAGCAACGAGACGGGUCUUGGCGACGCGUCUACGCGCGAGAACGUGGUUGCUGUAGCGGAUAUGCUCGCGGUGAGAGCUGCAUGUCGAUGCGGCGAGGACCCACCGGUCGUCUCGUGUACACGCGUUGCUUGCAACACUGCAGGUGCAGGUGAAGCAACAGUGCACGUCUUGCGAGCAGCAGCUUCGCUCUUUGAUGCGCAGACGUGUCGUGGCAAAAUUGUGGGCAGGAAUGGCGUCUUGGGGAGAUCGUUCGUCGGCACUGUUAGUGGACUGCAGCUUUCGGCCUCGGAGCAGACAGAGCGCACGACUGUCGGUCCUGUCAAGGUGUUGGACAGGGUCGUUGCGUCGCCGUAUCUCAUGCGAAGGCGUGCGGGUCAGUGCGAGCAGCUAGACGAAAGCAACCGUGACGAUGCGCUGCCCCAGGGAUCGACUUGCAGCUCUACGUCUGUGGUAGGCGUCAGCGCUUCCAUUGGAACACUUGCCGAAUACAUUGUGCUGCCAGCGUCGAACCUGGCUGUAGUCCCUCCCAGUGUCCCCGACGAUCUAGCACUACUAGCUGACGACAUGUCUGUCGUUCUCUCCAUCGUCAGCGAGUUGCAGCGACGACAGGUGACCAACGUUGCGAUUCUGUCGGACGGGCCUGCAACUAUCGUCUCCAAUCUGCUGACGCGGUUCCUGCACCAAGACGUGCAGAUUUCGGCGCAAAAUUUGCACCUGUUCUCUACGACAGCCACUUGGAGCAGCUCCGUCUGGUCACAGUACGCCUCGGUCACUCCCCUGGAUCUUCAUGAACCCGCUGAUGCGGCCUACUUGCUGACACGACAGGCUGAGCUAGCAUUGGACGCUGUCGUGGAUCUCGUCGGCUCCAAAGCUUCGACCGGGCUUGCGCUAUCGCUGGUACAGUCCAUGGGCUGCAUUGUGCUCGUGGACAGGUCGCGCUUGGAGCUGUACCCGCCAUCGCUUGUUGCCAUGGAGAUGAACGCUGUAGUCGUUAGGGAACUGGAGAUCGUCAGCGUCCACAACUGCCGCGACUACUUGGACGACGCGCUGCAGUACUUGGUUACACAGAGCCAGAGCCAGCAAAGUGCGAGGGAUCUACGCGCGUGUCUACUAGACGACGUGGUGCUUUCGCAAGCACUUUCGCAGCUCCAGACAAUCCCAGAACAAGCGCUAGAAGCUCAGUACCUGCAAGUACGAAAGUGA
Molecule: messenger RNA, 1668 nt
Organism: Hyaloperonospora brassicae
Lineage: Eukaryota; Oomycota; Peronosporomycetes; Peronosporales; Peronosporaceae
Source: the annotation of a GenBank genome assembly